This is a messenger RNA of Triticum turgidum subsp. durum (durum wheat), 813 nucleotides long. The record is from the annotation of a GenBank genome assembly. NCBI's taxonomy places the organism in Eukaryota, Viridiplantae, Streptophyta, Magnoliopsida, Poales, Poaceae.
AUGGCCUCGGCUGCUUAUACUGAUGAUUCUGGUUCCGAGGUUAUUGAUCCUCCAAAGUCUGAGGUACUGGAUGUUGCUGAACUUGUCGGCGAUCAUAUCCAGCUUACACAAAAAUCAAAUGUGGUAGCUUCUAGCAGCGUUCGCGAACUUUUGGAAUGCCCUGUCUGCUUGAGUGCCAUGUACCCUCCUAUACAUCAGUGCUCUAAUGGCCAUACAUUGUGCUCUGGAUGCAAGCCAAGGGUUCACAAUCGCUGUCCAACUUGUAGGCAUGAACUGGGUAACAUAAGAUGCCUUGCUCUUGAGAAGUGCCAAUAUAGGCCUUAUAGUUGUCCAUACGCUGGAUCUGAAUGUACAGUUGGUGGUGACAUUCCAUACUUGGUAAAUCAUUUGAAAGAUGAUCACAAAGUUGACAUGCAUAGCGGAAGCACUUUCAACCAUCGCUAUGUCAAGUCAAAUCCUCAUGAAGUUGAGAAUGCGACCUGGAUGCUUACGGUUUUCAGCUGCUUUGGCCAGUACUUCUGCCUGCAUUUCGAGGCAUUUCAGUUGGGCAUGGCACCUGUGUACAUCGCUUUCCUGAGGUUCAUGGGAGAUGAUGCGGAAGCAAAGAAGUACAGCUACAGCCUGGAGGUAGGAGGUGGUGGGCGCAAGAUGAUCUUUCAAGGGGUUCCCCGGAGCAUCCGAGACGGCCAUCGGAAGGUCAGAGAUAGCUAUGAUGGGCUAAUAAUCCAACGGAACAUGGCCUUGUUCUUCUCUGGUGGUGAGAGGAAGGAGCUUAAAUUGAGGGUCACCGGGAGGAUUUGGAAAGAAGAGUGA